Messenger RNA from Rhizophagus irregularis DAOM 181602=DAOM 197198, 1032 nucleotides. NCBI's taxonomy places the organism in Eukaryota, Fungi, Glomeromycota, Glomeromycetes, Glomerales, Glomeraceae. The record is from RefSeq and is a predicted model, not a curated record.
UGAAUACAAACUGAGUAACGAUAAAAUCAAAUAUCUUUAAAAUGUUAGUGUCAUUCAAUUGUUCAGUUCUAAGCGACACGUUUAACCUUAUUGACUCUUUCUUGGUUAACUUUAAUAAAGAAAAUGAUGAAAACAUAAUUGCCAAGCUUGGUAAUAAUCAUUACGACUUUAAAGAUUUCAAAGUUGGUCACCUCAAGGAUUAUAUCUGCGAUAGGAGAAAAGUUGCUGAUUCUGAUAGACACGCAGUGAAACUUUGGAAAGUUGACGUCAAAGAUGAAAGUGACAUUAAAGAAAAACCUAAAGAAGAUGAAAUGAAACCUAGACUAAUGUUUAAGGACUAUUUUCAAGAUGAAUUAAAUGGAGUUAAAUUUACAAUGUCUAAUAUCCAUGUCAUUGCCAUCAUCCCCACAGAUCCCUCCCAGCAAGGCGUUACACAAAUGUCAUUCAAUUGUUCAGUUCUAAGCGACACGGUUAACCCUCUUGACUCUUUCUUGGUUAACUUUAAUAAAGAAAAUAAUGAAAACAUAAUUGCCAAGCUUGGUAAUAAUCAUUACGACUUUAAAGAUUUCAAAGUUGGUCACCUCAAGGAUUAUAUCUGCGAUAGGAGAAAAGUUGCUGAUUCUGAUAGACACGCAGUGAAACUUUGGAAAGUUGACGUCAAAGAUGAAAGUGACAUUAAAGAAAAACCUAAAGAAGAUGAAAUGAAACCUAGACUAAUGUUUAAGGACUAUUUUCAAGAUGAAUUAAAUGGAGUUAAAUUUACAAUGUCUAAUAUCCAUGUCAUUGCCAUCAUCCCCAGUAAGUGUCUCCCCAUGUUUUACCUCUCGAACAAGAAAUUUGCAGUAACAAAUAUCGAUUUGGUCUGAUCUCUUUUUUUUCGCGUUAAAGCAGAUCCCUCCCAGCAAGGCGUUACACAAAGUACGGUAUCUCUAGUUAAAUAUCCUGUGUUGUUUUAGUCUUUGUAUUCUAACUCGCCAUUAUUGAUACAUAUAGAUGGGGUCAAUUGGAAUGACGUUAAUUCGAUUUACAACU